Caenorhabditis auriculariae is the source of this 2114-nucleotide messenger RNA. The record is from the annotation of a GenBank genome assembly. Lineage: Eukaryota; Metazoa; Nematoda; Chromadorea; Rhabditida; Rhabditidae.
AUGAGCCUUCUUGUAUUCGAUGGAACCAGCCUACUUUACGUUGCUACUAUUUUUCUUUUGGUUGGUUUAGUUUCCAUUAAAUUCUACUGUCUUCUAUCUUUUUCUUUUUUGAAUAUUCUCCAUAAAUUAUCAGUAAAAAGAAAUUUGAUAGAUAUGAAUCGCUUAUUAUUAUCCAAGCAAUAAAUUAUCGCUUUUAAGUUAUUUAAAUUUACAAAAUAGUGAUGUUUCAGAUGAUAAUUAUCGCCGUCAUUUUCACUCAACGACAAAUUUUACGGCUUAGGCACAAUGCUGCAAGAAUAAAGCCUCACGUGAGUUUAAAUAAUUUUUUCACAGUACAUCACGAAUGUUUAAAGUAGCCGGUCGUAUUACGCUAGUUCAAAUAGGUUUUUUGGUAAUAAAAUGAGAACUUGUGUAUGUUUUGUGCCGUAAUCUAUCUUGUAAACUCGAAAGGUUCUUAACAAAUCGAAAAAAAGAAAAAAUCAUUAAAAAAAUUUUCUGGCUCCGUAACUGACGGCGCAAUCUUAACCGUAGAACUUUCUUAACCAUGCGUGACAUUGGACAUUGUCCUGAUUGUUCCAGGUCUCCUUGGACGCCCGUAUGCUCCACAAAAAAACUAAGACGAUGCGCCAAUGUCAGUUAGAUAACGUGGAUCGACUUUGCCGCGAAUACCACCCACGUCUAACCGACUGCGUUGCUAUGAAUACUCGUUAGUAAUCUGAAUAAAAAGUUUUUUUAUUUUUCUACUUCUCGCGUUUUUCUCUUUACUGCUCUAAAUUCUCAAGCAAAAAGUUUCAAAUCGAUUUUAGAUGGUAAGAGGUCGUACGUUCCACGAAUGAUUGCCGUUGACGACAUCACCAUAGAACUGGGUAGAGAUUUAGUUCGCUCAACCAUUUCUAAGCACCUAUUUGCCUCGGAUAUAAUGCUAAAACAGAUUUUCAGCUUCGGCAUAUGGAAGGCUUGAGUAGGAAAGCUGGAGAAUCAACUCUAUGUUAUCUCAAAAGGUUUCUUCAUGUUAUUUUUAACUUUAAUAUGACGAAGUAGAUUUUCAUCUAUGUCAAUUUAGUAUUAGUAGUAAGAAUAUGGUUUACUAUUUGUCACAUGAACAAAUAUAUUCUUUUUUUGGAAAAAUAAAACGUUCAAAACGAAAUUAUAACGUUAAAGUGUAAUUUUCAUUUUUCAGGUUACGCGAAAGGGACCUAAAUUCGAUUUCAUCGAGUCUCGUUCACGAAAUUGCAUUUUUGGAGGAAUGUGCUCGGUUCCGUUCAAAUGUUUGUUUUGCUCAUUUGAUGGCAUUUUUGUUUCUUAGAAGUUUGGAGUUGAAGAGAUGAUGAGACUCCGCUCUUUAAUAUGCACUUUCAUGUCAAAGUUGCUGGCCACAUUUCCAAAACAGGUUGUAGGUGAGGAAGUUAUAAGUGGACAUUUAAAAUUGUUCAAAUUUUUCAGAAAACAAGGCUCUUAGCAGUAGCGGGAAUAGUGCCUUGCCUCAUCGACAUACAAGAACAUCACGAUUUGGAGGCAGUGACGGUUCGUUUCAAGAAGUAGUUCUGAGACAUGACAUUUUUAAAUUGAGAAAAAAAUUGUCUUUUUAUUUGAAAAGUUUCAGUGCCCAAUAUGAAUAAUUGAUUGAGGUGAAGGAGAGUAAAAUUAAUAACCGGAUAACUACCACAAAAGCAAUCGGCAUAAGUUUAUCGGUCGUUUAUUAGCUAAUAUAGAAAUAAAUAGUACGUGGGUACCACCGGAGAGGUAUAUGAAUACCUUCGUUAUUCUACCUGACGUGUGCGAUUUCUAACGAGAAAUACGGCGUAUACUAGCGUUAGCUAAUGAGCGACCACCUAUUAGCUUUGACCGGCACUUUUAUUGACCAGUGAGCAGAUCGGCAGAAAACAGUUACUCUAAAGUGUUUUAAAAUGAUUGAAAAAUCACCUAAUAUAAUUUUUGCUUCAAAACAGUUGCAAAUAGAUAAUUUUCAUAUUAUCCAGCUUUGAUUGAAGCGUAUAGUAUUUUUUGUAGGAGGGAGGCUGAUAGCGCGCGAAAACGAGGAAAGGCGUCGUCUCAUUCCAUCAAAUGAACCUUCCUCGCAUGUUCGACGUAAUAGCCACUCUCACUUUACUUGA